CAACUGAGUAGUUGCGUCAAAUCUGCUCUAGCCUCACAGGAUCCCUGUACAUUAGCUGAUGAUGAAAGGGAGGAGCUGCUCCGACAGAAGCGAAAGGAAGAUGCCUAUAAAACAGCGCUUUGUGAGUCAUAUAGACGUACCCAGACAUGCAGUUACGGUAAGGAUUGUCGUUUCGCUCAUGGCGUGGAUGAAUUACGUCUUCCUCCCCGUGGUCGUAGUCAUCCUAAAUAUAAAACUGUGCUUUGUGACAAGUUCUCGAAUACUGGAUACUGUAAAUAUGGAGCCAGGUGCCAGUUUAUCCACAAAAUCACUAAUCCUGCUAUACUAGCCCAGCAGAUGUUGGCACGUGAGAAUGCCCUAAGGGUGAGUUCCUGUUCCAAGCCUUGGCUUGGGUGGCAUUUCGCCAAAAUGUAG
Messenger RNA from Haemonchus placei, 414 nucleotides. NCBI's taxonomy places the organism in Eukaryota, Metazoa, Nematoda, Chromadorea, Rhabditida, Trichostrongylidae. The record is from the annotation of a GenBank genome assembly.